Messenger RNA from Mastomys coucha (southern multimammate mouse), 2888 nucleotides. RefSeq names its product TIFA inhibitor (gene Tifab). Gene Ontology annotation, biological process: canonical NF-kappaB signal transduction. Gene Ontology annotation, molecular function: protein binding. The record is from RefSeq and is a predicted model, not a curated record. Bases 697 to 1158 code for a protein of 153 amino acids. NCBI's taxonomy places the organism in Eukaryota, Metazoa, Chordata, Mammalia, Rodentia, Muridae. The transcript is spliced from 3 exons.
CCUCCAUUAUGUAUGGUUUCCUUGACCAACCCCGGACAGCUGGAAGGAACCUCAUAAGCUAGGAACUCCCCGUCAGCAGUUCUCUGCCCUCAGAAGAGGUUGCCAGUACUCUGUGGUCUCUGGGGCUGAAAUAGCAGAGGCUGGGAGCGCCGAGACCCAGAAAAGCCUACCAUCACGAGGCCCCUCCUAGAGAGGCGCCAGUUUCACUACUCAGGCAGAGGUUCCACUUCUGCAAGAGAAAAAUAACACUUCAAUUUCAUUCCUAGAGGAAAAGGGAAGAGCGGCAGAGCUGACAUGUUCUCUGACACAGUGCCUUCCUGAAGAACCCACCCAGGCCUUGCUCCAGCCAGGUCCUGCCUGAGCACGCAGCUGCAGAGUUAGUGCCAGGUGUGCCCCGGCAGUAAGAGCGGUGCGCUCCCAAGAGCGAAGGCCCAUCUUCACAGCACCUGGAUUGACACCUGGCUUGAAGAAGACUCUGCAAGAGUGACUUUGUUGCACGCCUGCCAGAUUCAAGAAAGCCUGUGGUGUCUGCUCAUCUGUUCCUAUAAAACAAAGACAAGCUGUCUCCAAAUGGCCUGUGGACUCCCAGGCUCCGCCCUGUAAGCUGGCAUGUUCCUCAUCAGCAAGAUGUAGCCCUAAGAUCCCCAAGAAGGCAGCUUGCCUGGGCUCAGAAAACUACAGAGGUGUGUCUUUGUCAUGUCCUUCCCAGGAUCUAUGGAGAGGCCCCUCACAGUCUUGCAGGUGAGCCUGUACCACCCUACACAGGGCCCAGUUGCCUUUGCUCAAGUCCCGCCACAGCUGGAACAUGAUGCCAGCCGGUUGCUGGUUGGGCGAGGGCAGGACACCCAUCUCCAGCUGCAGCUGCCACAGUUGUCUCGCCACCAUUUGUCCCUGGAGCCCUACCUGGAGAAAGGCAGCAGUCUGCUGGCCUUCUGCCUCAAGGUGCUGACCCGCAAGAGCUGUGUGUGGGUCAAUGGACUGCCACUGAGGUACCUGGAGCAGGUUCCCCUGCGCACUGUUAACAGAAUCUCCUUCUCUGGCAUCCAGAUGCUAGUCCGCAAAGAGGGGGGCGCCUCCCUUGAGGCCUUUGUGUGCUAUUUCCAUCUCAGCUCUUCACCCCUGAUUUACAGACCCAAGGCUCAGGAGACAGACGAAUGAAUGGGAAAACACUGUUAGGAAAAAAACUCCCCCUGUUUUGGGGGGAGGCAACUCGUGAACUCCCGGGGGUCUCUCCACAGCCCCUCCUAGUCUCAGACAGCUGCGUCUUGCCAAGCCCGGGAGAAGCAAUAGAAACAAAGUUUCAGAAAGAGCCCUCAGACAACGCACCCCACCAGCCCUGCAGCUGAGAGCAAGCCUGACGAAAACAGGGUUUGGGAUGGUUGAGCUAUAUCAUGCAAGGUUGACACACAGAGUUCACAUGUAAAGCCUGCUGGCUGCCAUGUUCCCAGGGAACUGAUCCGGUAAACUUUGAGCAGCCCAGGGGUAGAGAAAUGCCCUCCAUAGCUCCGGGCAAUGGGAACUUCAUAUACUUUUAGAGGGGUUCUGGGAGCCUCUCCCAGUGUUCUGCGCUCCCCCUCCCCAUUUCCUCCAUUGUCUGGCGGCUAGGAGUUACUUUAUGUCCCUCAUGUCCCAUGAUGCCUCAGGGCAGGAGCAUGGGGUUGGGGCAGGAAUGUAAGGACACGGGAGAAAUUACAUUUGUGGUAGCUUAGGGUUACCUUCAACUUUCAAAUAUCCACAGGCACUCAGGGCUUAGGAAAGCCUGUGUUUAAUAAACUAAAAGUAUUUCAUUACCCUGGCAUGCCUAGUAGUAUUCCCUGAGGCCCAGAUGGGCCACAUGUAUACCAUGUUGUCAUGUGGCUCUGGGAGCGGGAAACCGGGACGAGGUGUGAGAGGAAAUUGGGAAAGUAGGUAGGCGCUUACAUUUCUGGAAGGUUGCAAGCAGAGCUUCAGGCUUCUAGCGGAGGAGGAGCCAGAAGCUAGGACUGCUUGGGAAUUUCUUGUCCUCCUCCUCCUCUCUCUUCUUCCUCUCUGCCCUCUUCUUGUUCCCUCUCCUCUCCUCCCAUCUUCUGUCCCUUUGGGCCAGAGCCUUGGUUGACCAGAUGUCAAAGGUCUUCAGGGAGAGAUGGUUUUCUAGAGAAGUAGGCUCUUUCAGAAGUAAUCCUAUGGCUGGGGUGCAAGGUUGUAUGAGAAGUCAACCCAGAAGUUACCUCAAGAUGAGUAAGUCUAAUGCCAGCAGGAGGGGGAAGCCAGGGAUGAUGUGGGGGGUGGGGUGGGGGUUGCCUAUCCUUCCUGAAUGGGGGUUGGGAGGGGUUGAUGGUGGGUUGUUAAGGAGCCAAGCAGGCAAGGAUGGGAGAAUUUUCUCAGUGAGAAGGGAAGCAGAGGGCUGGCCCGGCUGGUGUUUAUUCAUGUGACGGAAAGAGAGUCCCACAGACUCUGCUAACCACCAUACCCCCAGGUCCUACACUGGAACACCCCAAACACCGAGGGCACAGUGCUGCCGGCAGACUGAUCUAUAUCCCCCGCACCUGGGACACCUCUGCCCUUUACCAUCCUGUAUCCCUUUGCGCCUGUAUCCCUGGGUCGUAGGAUCAGUACUAUUCCCCAGCUGCGCACGUCUUCCCCAUAAGGAAAAUUACACUAGACAAGAUACAUGCUUGCUCGGAAAGUCCCUCCUCCUACAGAGUGUGGAUUGAGUACACUCAGAUCACAGACACAAGACGUGUGCUGGCCCCGCAAGACUCCCAAAGCAGUUUCUUCCUCAUUGGUCAAUGAACUUGAACAGACGCCCACCAAAUGGGUGUGAAGUCUCAGGAUCCAGGAAUCAACAAAGCCAGGAGAGCCUGCUUGCCUGCCAGCAGCCUGCUGACCUCAGGGGAGAAAAGCAACAG